AUGGAUGCAUGUAGUGAAGAAAGGUCAUGGUCAAGCUUGAACAAUGAACUCUUGUCUCUUAUACUUUCACGUUUAGUUAUUAGUGACUAUCUUGCCUUUCAAUCAGUAUGUAAGUCAUGGAAGUUAGUAACUUCACUGCCCCAUUCCUCGUUGCCAAUCUCACUUGAUCAUGCUUCACCACAUGAUACCGACUCAUAUCAAGCUCCACAUCUAAUGUACUUGAACCACAAAACCCGUUUGUUCCAUUUCCAUGAUCCAACACACAAUGCCAACUAUUCACUAGACAUUCCUCAGUUAUUGGGUGAUGGUGUAGGCGAAGUUCAACUUUAUUAUGCAAGUUGUGGUUGGUUGCUUCUUCGUAAAGGUUAUAAAUCUUAUUUCUUUUUUAAUCCUUCGACUAAGGUUAAGAUAGACCUUCCUGACAUAAUAUGUAAGAGGUUUGAUUGGAUGUGUUUUUCCGGUUCACCAACUUCUUCCAAAUGUGAAAUUGUUGGUUUAUUUCGCCAAUCUCCUGAUCACAUUACAUGUAUGGGAACACUGAGGUUGGGUAAAAGUUCAUGGGAACUAAUGUUCAACAUGAAAAGCAAUCAAAAUUUUGUAGCCACCAAUUGUUCCCCUGUUGCACAUAGGGGGAAUUUUUAUAUUCUAGGAGAUUCUGGAAAUUUAGGAAAAUUUCGUAUUUUACCCGAGGGAAAUCGUAAUCGUAGAAUAGGCUCUUGGAAAGUUAUAGGUAAAUCGCAUAGACAAUUUAAGAAAUAUCAGAAUCUAUACCUUCUAGAGAGUGAUGGGGAUCUCAUGUGCGUGGCGACUCUUGAUGUAGGGGAGGUUCAUGUUCUAAAGCUUGAUUGUGAUAUGAUGUGGCAAAGAGUGAAUAAUUUAAACGGUAAAAGCUUAUAUGUUUCUUAUUGGGCAUCCUUCGCACGAAAAGUAAUGGCACAAGGAGUUGACAACAAGAUCUAUUUUCCAAGAUUCUAUGAUAACAAAGGAUUGUUUUAUUGUUUAGCCACCAAACAAUGGCGCAAUUUUCCACGGAGCUUUUCAAGUAAGGGCAAUUAUAAUACAAGUGAAGUAGUUCAUUCUGUAUGGACGGAGCUUCCUAAUCUUACUGAUUCUUCAAAUUAG
This is a messenger RNA of Ipomoea triloba (trilobed morning glory), 1122 nucleotides long. RefSeq names its product F-box/kelch-repeat protein At1g57790-like. Lineage: Eukaryota; Viridiplantae; Streptophyta; Magnoliopsida; Solanales; Convolvulaceae. Gene Ontology annotation, molecular function: protein binding. Bases 1 to 1122 code for a protein of 373 amino acids. The transcript has a single exon. The record is from RefSeq and is a predicted model, not a curated record.